Halichondria panicea is the source of this 2070-nucleotide messenger RNA. RefSeq names its product serine/threonine-protein kinase Nek11-like. Gene Ontology annotation, biological process: protein phosphorylation. NCBI's taxonomy places the organism in Eukaryota, Metazoa, Porifera, Demospongiae, Suberitida, Halichondriidae. Gene Ontology annotation, molecular function: ATP binding; protein kinase activity. The record is from RefSeq and is a predicted model, not a curated record. The transcript is spliced from 16 exons. The coding region runs from base 91 to 1968 and encodes 625 amino acids.
CUCUUUAGCAGGAGUCAAAAAAGCUGACCGUUGACCCUUGAAAGAGAGGCGGUACUGCACCAAUAAUUAUGUACAAAGUGUUACAAAGGCAUGCCUCUACCGAAGAAGUUACUAGUAGGAGGCCAACAAGACUACCCCGGGGCUAAUGGAGACAUGGGCAAUGGCAGAAGAGGCAGUACAUCCUCUCUGGAGCCAAAGAAAGUGAUGGCAAACAGGUAUCAGAUGGAGGGAAAGUUGGGAUCCGGAGCUUUUGGCACGGCUUUUCUGGUACUAGAUCUCAAAUCAAACAACGAGAAAAAAGUUCUGAAGCAGAUCCCAGUGGCGGACAUGCAGCCUGACGAUACAGUGGACGCAGUGAGGGAAGCCAGACUACUGGCAAAGCUGGACCAUCCCUCAAUCGUAAAGUUCCAGGACAGUUUUAUGGAGAAGGAGUGUUUCUGCAUAGUCACAGAGAACUGUGAGGGAGGUGAUCUUGAUGCUAAGAUACAGCUGUGGAAGCAGGGAGGGAGGAGAUUUGAUGAGUCUCUCAUCAUCGACUGGUUCAUACAACUCACCACGGCCAUCAAGUACAUCCACGACCGCAGAGUACUGCACAGAGACCUCAAAGCAAGAAACAUCUUCCUCAAGAAUAAUCUGAUCAAACUGGGUGACUUUGGUAUCUCCCGAAUCCUCAUGGGAACGUCUGACCUGGCCACCACGUUCACAGGCACACCCUACUACAUGAGUCCGGAGGUACUCAAGCACGACGGCUACAAUGUCAAGUCGGAUAUCUGGUCACUGGGUUGUGUACUGUACGAACUGUGCACACUGGAGCAUGCCUUUCAGGGGCAGAACUUGAUGGCAGUGAUGUACAAGAUAGUGGAGGGGGAUCAACCACGGCUACCCGAUCACUUCAACACACAGCUGGCACACAUCUUUUCGAGGAUGUUGGACAAAGACCCCAACAGUAGACCGACGGCAGUUGAUGUUCUACAGGAGCCUUUCAUACAACAAUGCAUGGAGAAUCUUCGAGGGCGGAUGUCAAUGAAAGGUGGCUCCAUGACCAAACUGGCUGCUGAGGCAGACGCCAUCGCUAAAGCUCUGAGCCCUGUGAAGCUCAAGCAGCUGGUGACGGACGACUCACAGCUCACCCCCCGUCAGAGGAUGGAGCAGCGUAAGAAGAAGCGGGCAGAUGAGGAGGCUGAGAAGAGAAAGAGAGCUGCUGCUCAGAACUUCUCGGAGAUACAGCAGCGACGAGAGAGGGAGAGGAAGAAACAACACGUGCGAGUGAUUCCCCCCUGGGUGGAGGAACAUCCUGACGUCUUCAAUGACUCCAACUUCUCUAUCACUCAACCAGCCACGGAAUCGUCAAUGUACUUUGACCCUGUUCCCAUGGAGAUGUCUGUAGAACCAAUGGAAGAGAUCAUUGCAGAACCUCAAAGAAUGGCAUGGGGCAGUCCAAAGAGAGAGUUGCCACCUCAGCCCAGUGAUCCUCCAGCUGACAUGAGCAUUGAACACAAGGAUGAGGUACCUGAUGGGCAGAGAGUUGUGAUCAUGUCUCAGCCGUCAGAGGAGAUCCCGGAAGACCCCCUCCUGGCCGAGACCCACUACUCACAGUACGAGGACUUUGAGUCAUCAGAUGAUGAGUAUGAAGCAUUCCUGGAGUGUAUUGAGGAUGCCCUGAACCUCCCCAAUCACCCAUCUCCAGUUCCCGUGGUACCCCCGGAAGAUCCUCACGAGAGCGUCUCCCCGUUCACACCCUUGGCCAGGGAGAAGAAAAUACAGCUGCUCAGAUCAGAGUGCAUACACAUUUUUGGCGCUCAAGAUUUCCAUAAAUUGUAUGAGUGUUUGGUGAAGGCACGCUACACAGACAGGGUGGAAGAUGAACUAGUGAUCAUGGCUCAACUGAGAGAGAUUGUGCCCAAUAUCAGAGACUGUUUCCUUGUCGACCAAUUGGUGUUCCUUGAGAAACAAACUGAAUCACUCUAGUCAGUCUGUUUGGCUUCUAAUUUAUAUCUUUCACAUUAAUUUUUGUCUUUCUUCUUAUUGUUUUUUGCAAUUUCAUCCAAUAGAUUCGAUCAAGUGUAUAUA